This is a messenger RNA of Sphaeroforma arctica JP610, 1030 nucleotides long. RefSeq lists its product as hypothetical. The record is from RefSeq and is a predicted model, not a curated record. NCBI's taxonomy places the organism in Eukaryota, Ichthyosporea, Ichthyophonida. The transcript has 2 exons. The coding region runs from base 1 to 762 and encodes 253 amino acids. Gene Ontology annotation, cellular component: plasma membrane. Gene Ontology annotation, biological process: NADPH regeneration. Gene Ontology annotation, molecular function: NADP binding; NAD binding.
AUGGCUAAGAUUUCGAGCCGUUGUGUGCGGUCUGAAUUGAUCUAUUUAAGUACAGACGUGUGUUACGUGUUUGGGUUGUCCACUGCAAAUUGGAUCCCCCAUGGUACUCGGUUUUAUUUUUAUGUGCAGUGGCAAUACCUACGUCGCAUAUGUGCUACGAAGUACAAUCGUUUUUAUAGUGGCAUCUGGACAGAAGUCCAAGCUGCACUCAUCCACAAGUACGCGACGUGUUGCUUAAAUACUUGUCUGUGCUUCAAUCGAUACCCACAAAGCCGGCAGGCCUUGGGAAUACAGAUCUGCAACCAGUAUCCUAGCUCACAGAAUACCAGCGCGAACCUGCCUCACCACUCACACCAGCAACCAUUCCUCUCACAAACAUCAGAGGAGAAGCCUAAGAAGACUCCGUUGCUGUCGCCGCUCAUGAGAGCACUUCUUCAUUGGCUGCUGUUAGCUCUGCUAAUGAUUGGCUUGGGGUUCCUAGUGCCCGUUCAGUGGCAGGCUCGUAUGCUGAUCUUUGUUCUGGCUUGCGGAUUGGGAUACAUGCUUGUAUGGGAUGUGCAUCCAUCCCUACACACUCCUCUAAUGAGUGUUACGAACGCCAUCUCCGGCGUGGUCAUCAUCUCGGGACUGGAGCUCAUCGGCGGCGCAUUAGAUAACACAGGAUCGUGCCUUGGUUUGGCAGCUGCUAUUAUCGCAUCUGUCAAUGUCUUCGGGGGCUUUGCGGUGACGCAAAGAAUGCUCAAUAUGUUCACCGUGAGUUAAAUACGCGAAUUGAGACCUAUAAUCGUACGAGCGCCCCAGCCAUAUAAUAUCAUGUUUUAUUGUGUUUAUUCAAUUGAGGAAUAUGAUAUCUUCUCCAUUUACGAAGAAUCUACUUGUAUUUAUACCUGUAAACCAUCUUUUUGUAAUUUUUAUAGAGAAACUGCUACUAAUACAUGCGAUACUCGCCCUUCGAUCGCUACUUUCAUGGGUCGAACGCAAACCGAAAAGGAACUUCACUUUUAAUCAAUAAAAACUACACCGAACCGAA